AUGACGCAAGACCAAGACGAAACUUCCCAGGGACCAAACUCUCCCAACAAACGUACCGUCGAGUUGGCUAAUGUUCUGUAUCAAGUUCUGUAUCAGCACAAUCCUGAAAUUUUAGAAGGCAUCGAAGGACUUUUCGAAUAUUUUGUGGAAGAAGUAUGGAAGCAAGGAUUCAUACGGCAAUUGGGGAUGAAAGAAGAUGAAAAGACUAGACUAACGGAUGAUGAAAUUGCAUCGAGAGUAUGCGAUAUAGUUAAAGACGAUUUUCUCACUUUCAGCAUUUGUGAAAGUGAAACGGAUUGUCUGGAAAUGUGUAACGAAAUUACAAAACAGUGGAAGAUAUUUAUUAGUUCGAACCCCGCUUCCGAGUCAGAUUUUGUCAUCAACUCCGAUUCAGAAUCAAACUCCGACGCCGAUGAAGACAAUGACGCUUCUUAUGAACCAGGCACAUGUGAACUCUGUCAUCGUCACAUGCCACUCACUUUUCACCAUUUAAUCCCAAAGAAGACUCACAAAAAGGUCCUCAGGAAAAAGCUCUUCACAAAGACAGAGGUCAAUACACGCGGAGUAAUGAUUUGUCGGCAGUGCCAUUCCGCUUGUCAUCGAUUAAUUCCUCAUGAAAAGAUGGCGCUCGAAUACAACACACUGGAGAAGUUGAGCGAACAUGAAGGAGUGGCUAGGUUUGUCGACUGGGCUAGUAAGCAAAGAGGAUAUGAAAGCACACAUCAUCUGAAAAAUUUAAG
Molecule: messenger RNA, 740 nt
Organism: Paraglomus occultum
Lineage: Eukaryota; Fungi; Glomeromycota; Glomeromycetes; Paraglomerales; Paraglomeraceae
Source: the annotation of a GenBank genome assembly